This is a messenger RNA of Diversispora eburnea, 1707 nucleotides long. NCBI's taxonomy places the organism in Eukaryota, Fungi, Glomeromycota, Glomeromycetes, Diversisporales, Diversisporaceae. The record is from the annotation of a GenBank genome assembly.
AUGUCUACUGGGCCUCACACUCCCAAAAGUGACCCAAUCAAUAAUACACUUGAUUCCCUAACCGUUGCCGACGACAUCGUAACAGAUCAUCAAGACGAUCGUUAUAACAUUGACGAUCGUCGACGUAACAGAACGGAUGACGAUGACCUUAAAUAUCGACGAAGAAGGUCUACUAGUAGAUCCUUAUCACCACGUCGACCACGUUCAAGAUCUCGUACUAGGUCACCUAGGAGAACUCCACCCAAUAGACGUUCUCGUUCCCCGCGAACUCCACAACGAGAAAGAGAUCUUUAUACUUAUCGUCCACUUAAAAGUCGUCCAUAUAACAAUGAUCAUCAUUAUGAACCAGAUAGACGUGAAAGGGAUGAAAGGCAUCCUAAUUCACGCGAACUUCAUAGAGAGAGAGACCGAGAAAGGCGAGAUAAUUUACGUAGUCGUUCAAGAGAUACAAGGGAGACGAGGGUUUUGAUUUCACAUAGACCGGACAAAAAUUAUAGUCAAAGGUUAUCAGCACGGGAAACGGCAGGUAGGCAGACAACUUUUUCAAAGAAUACCAUGGGACGUAUUAGUCCCAAGCCAUCGUCCAACUAUCUACAAGCCAUAAACGCUUCGCAAAGAUCACAAAAAGAAUGUCGUGUAUAUGUGGGGAAUUUAGCAUAUGAAGUUAAAUGGGCACAAUUAAAAGAUUUUAUGCGCCAAGCCGGCGAAGUUGUUUUUGCUGAUGUUUUGAUUCAACCUAAUGGCAUGUCAAAGGGAUGCGGUGUGGUUGAAUAUCGUACUCCUGAAGAAGCACGACGAGCAAUUGAAACAUUAAAUGAUACUCAACUGCUGGGACGGCCAGUGUUCAUUCGAGAGGAUCGUGAGACUGAAGCGAAAUUUGGCACUGGUUUGAAUUUAAAUAGGACGGAAAGAAUAAUGCAAUUACCUUAUUCAGUUGGUUGGCAAGAAUUAAAAGAUCUUUUUAGAAAUGCAGGAAAUAUUAUUCGAGCUGAUAUACUUGUUGGUCAGGAUAGGAGAUCAAAAGGGUCAGGGACUGUGCUGUUUGAGACACCAGGAGAUGCUGCAAAUGCGAUUUCUAUGUACGAUGGGUACGAAAUGAAUGGGAGAAGGAUUGAAGUCCGUGAGGACCGUUUUGCCGGAGGACCACCUCCGCCAAGGUUCACAAGUCGUCCAACACGUCCUUAUACGGGUCCGAGUAAUUACGGACAUAACUCUGCUGGAGGAUUUUAUGGUCCAGCAGCCGUUCCACCGACAGGAUAUGGUUCAACUUAUCAAUCUAUAGGUCCUGGCCCAGAACAAUACGAUGGAUACGGUGGCGGUUAUAAUGAUUUUAACACUGCUGGUGCAGGCAUAAUGGAUUAUAACGGCGGUGGAUUUGGCGGAAGUUAUAUUCCCCCAUAUGGUGGUGCAACUGGAGGAUAUGACGGGUCAGCGAGUUACUUUCCUCCUGGAACGGCUGGUGGGUCUGGUACACAAAUCUUUGUCAGAAAUCUACCAUUUACUACAACUAAUCUGGAUUUAAGAGACCUCUUUAAAUAUUGUGGUAAUGUUCUAAGGGCAGAAAUUCUAGAACAAAAUGGGAGACCCAAAGGUGCCGGAGUAGUACAAUUCGAUUCAAAUGAAUCUGCGCGAAUUGCAGUUGAAAAGUUUGGCGGAUACACAUAUGGAGGUCGCAUUAUUGAUGUGAACUUUGACCGAUAUGCUUAA